GUGCACAGUCAGCUGACGAUGAGUCCUCAUAACGGCCUGAGCAGAACAGCGGCCGCAUUGCAGCGCGCGCCGUCCACCCAAACACACCGACGCAGGAACGCGGACUGACGAGCCAGGAAACAGCGCAGUCAUGCUGCUUUUAACUCUGCUUUUCAUCUCCUCAGCUGUAGCUACUCCUCUGUUGGGGACUGAACAGUGUGCGCGUGGCCCCCCCUACUGGUGUGAAAAUGUAAAGACGGCCUCUCUGUGUGGAGCUGUGGCUCACUGUCAGCAGAAUGUGUGGAACAAGCCUCAAAUGAAAUCUGUGCCGUGUGACAUGUGUAAAGAGGUGCUGAUGGUGGUGGAGCAACUGCUGAAGGACAACGCCACCGAGGCAGAUAUUUUGAAAUACAUGGAGAAGGCCUGCGAGCUCAUCCCGGAUCAGGGUCUGACUGAGCAGUGCAAGGAGAUGGUGGAUAGUUACUACCCUGUCCUGAUCGGGAUUAUCACAGGGGAGCUGGAGGAUCCUGGUGUGGUGUGUGCUGCCAUGGGACUCUGCAAGUCUCAGCAGGCUUCUUUGGCCAAGCUUCAUGCCCAGGAGCAGCUCACGUCUAAUGACAUUCCCCAGGUUGAUCUUUCCCAUCAAGUGGCUCCUUUCCUCCUCAACGUUCCCGGGCUGCUGUAUCCUCAGAACCUGGAGGAAAAGCAGGAGGUUCCUCAGCAGGGAGGUGACGAAGUGUGCCAGGACUGUAUCAAGUUCCUGACUGAUGCUCAAGCAGAAGCAAAGGCCAACUCCUCUUUUAUCAACUCUCUAAUCCAGAACAUUGAGAGUCAGUGUGACCUUUUGGGACCAGGCUUGUCUGAUAUGUGCAAGCAGUACGUCGGACAGUAUGGACCGGUUGUUGUUCAGCAGCUCAUGUCUAUGGAACAGCAACCCAAACAGAUUUGUUCCAUGGCUGGGUUCUGUUCUGAGGAGAAGAAGUCUGUCCCCAUGAUGACCCUUCAGGCUGCAAAAACUGUCCCUGCUGCUAAAAGCAUCCCCGCACUUAAGCUUUUCCCUGCUACGAAGGUGGAGUCUGCCCCAGCAAAGGGCAUAGUUCGUGUGAAGGAGUCUCCACAGUGCGCCAUCUGUGAAUUUGUGAUGAAGCAGGUCGAGUCCAUGCUGACGGAUCAGACCACAGAGGAGGAGGUAGUCCAGGCAGUGCAGAAGGUCUGUUACCUUGUGCCCUCGUCCCUCACCGCUCAGUGCAAAGACUUGAUCGAGACAUACGGACAGGCCAUCAUCGAGCUGCUGGUGCAGGAGGUCGACCCCAAGACUGUCUGCACAAUGUUGGGCCUGUGCAACGAUCCCAGCCGCGCUUACGUGGUUGCCCUGGACCGGCCCCGCUUCAAGGCUGGCGGCUACUGCGAGGUGUGCAAAAUGGCCGUGAGUUACAUCGAUGGAAUCCUGGAGAAGAACGCGACAGAGGCCGAGAUUGAAGAGGCUGUGAAGAAGGUCUGCAGCUUUUUGCCAGACUCCUACAAAACUGAGUGUGACCAGUUGAUUGAACAGUACGAACCAGUUCUAGUCCAGCUCCUGCUCCAGAUGCUUGACCCAGACUUUGUGUGCACGAAAGUGGGAGCUUGUGCUGAAGCUAAACGGAAGUUGCUGGGAAGAGAACAAUGUACCUGGGGACCUGGGUUCUGGUGCAAGAACAUGGAAACUGCAAAUAUGUGCAAUACUGUGGCUCACUGCAAACGCCAUGUGUGGGUAUAGAAACCACCCAACCUGUAGGGAACUGAAGAACUGCUGUAGUGCUGCUUCUUCCUUCUAAUCUGUUCAAUCGGCUCGAAUAACUGCAGCAAUGUUUGAAUUAAAUUUAAAACUCUGAAUGUGAUUGUGGAAAGGGACUGGACUUUGUUUUUAUCAUUGUGGGGGGGGUUGGAAGGGGGAGUAGUUACAUCUGUAGGCCUAAGCUGUGGUCUGCCUCAGUAAAAUGAAGUUCAGGGUGGGAAUAUGCAGUCUUCUUUUGUUUUUUGUAUUGCUUUAGUGAACAGACUUUUGUUCCAGAUGUUUUUACCAGAAUCACAUGCUUGCAGUGAUCACACCCCGAAAAACCAGAUGGACUUUCUUCUCAGAUGAUGUAACAAUCUAAGCAGUGUACUGAUUGGAAUAACUCUCAAUCGUAUGUGUGAUUCUUAACAGAUUCUUAUUUUGAUUUUUGCUGUGACCUCCCUUUUUUUGCACUCUUCCUGGUGGUUUUAUUUUAUUUUUUUUGUAAAUUUGUGUCCAUAAAGCAAGGAUCUCGAGAUUCAAAUGUCUGCUUCGGAGUUCCGGCUUAAACUGUUGGUUAAUUUGUAAACAAUGAAAGUUUAACAUUCUCUGAUAACUCAAAAGUACAAUAAAACUUGUCUUGUGAAAA
This is a messenger RNA of Oryzias melastigma (Indian medaka), 2381 nucleotides long. It is a transcript of the gene psap, whose product is annotated as prosaposin. The coding region runs from base 131 to 1735 and encodes 534 amino acids. The transcript is spliced from 15 exons. Gene Ontology annotation, cellular component: lysosome. NCBI's taxonomy places the organism in Eukaryota, Metazoa, Chordata, Actinopteri, Beloniformes, Adrianichthyidae. Gene Ontology annotation, biological process: sphingolipid metabolic process. The record is from RefSeq and is a predicted model, not a curated record.